Molecule: messenger RNA, 962 nt
Organism: Salvia splendens (bonfire salvia)
Lineage: Eukaryota; Viridiplantae; Streptophyta; Magnoliopsida; Lamiales; Lamiaceae
Product: RGS1-HXK1-interacting protein 1-like
Exons: 8
Coding region: 78-794 (238 amino acids)
Source: RefSeq, a predicted model, not a curated record
UUACUAUUAAAAUGAUAGGCAGUAAAGAAGGAGAAGAAAAAUAUCGAAUCAUCAUCGUGUGAGGAAUUAGGGGAAAGAUGGGAGAAGAAGAUGCAGCAGCAGCACCGCCGACGGAGCAGCAGCAGGAUUGGCUGACUUACAUAUCGGAAGACCUCCCUCGCAGCGUCCAGGAGUCAGCCGACUCCGCCAUUAGCUCCGCCCGCUCUCUUCAGCAAUCCUCCUCCACUCAUCUCCGCUCUCUUCAGGAAUUUGUUCCCCAAAUCGGAACUCGGUAUCGAUAUUAUGAGGAAGCUUUCUUCACCAAAGUUAAAGAUGACUUAGUGAGUUUAAGAGAACAUCCUGCACUCACCGCUGGUGUUGCUGUUACUUCUUGCCUCCUCCUUAUGCGAGGACCUAGAAGAUUUUUGAUUCGUAAAACACUGGGUCGACUUCAGAGUGAGGAGGCACAAUUUGUUAGAGCUGAAAAUAAUGUGAAAGAGUUGAGUCUAUCUAUUGACUUAAUGAAGAAGGAGAGUCAAAAGCUGCUUGAGCGCUCUGUCCUUGCUGAAAGAGACAUGAAACGUGGCCUUUCUGAUCUCAAGGAUGCUGGAACUCAGAUUCAAGGAAUUGCUAGAUCAGUUUAUAAGGCAGAAACAGAAGCUGCGGAUUUGAUGGACCUGUUGCGAGAAAUCCCUGGAAGGGAGGCUUUGAAGCUACGGGCAGACGUUGCUUCAAUGGCAUCACAUCUGCGGCAGCAAAGAUCAGCAAUUGAUAAAAAGAUAGUAAAGAUUUCUGAAUUAGGAGUUCCUGUGUAGAACAACAUUAAAUGCCAAGUAUACUACUAUUUUGUUUGGAUUGCAUUUGGCACUAACUGUUUUGGGAUGAUUUGCAUAACUCUUCUUUCUGAACGAGGAUUGUCCAAAUAAGCAAAAAUACUAUUUCUACAUAAAGGGUAUAUAUCAAUGUGUCUGUUGUACUGUGUA